Messenger RNA from Effrenium voratum, 1698 nucleotides. The record is from the annotation of a GenBank genome assembly. NCBI's taxonomy places the organism in Eukaryota, Dinophyceae, Suessiales, Symbiodiniaceae.
AUGGUGGCUCCUUCGGCUUUCCAGUGGCAGAUCUCGCCGCCGUCUCGCGCCGCGACGUUCAAAUCGACGCCACUUGCGCUCCUCGGAGGCGCGCAAGUGCCCCACAUCGCGGAGGGCACCUUGCGGGAGAAUGUGAUCUUCGGAUGUGCCUUCGAUGAGGCGCGGUACCAGAAAGCCAUCGCCGCCUCAGGCCUGCAGGCGGACUUGAAGCUCCUCCCAGGCGGGGACGAGGCGUUCAUCGGGGCCCGAGGGAUCAGCCUGUCGGGGGGUCAGCGCGCGCGGGUGGCGCUGGCACGGGCCGCCUACAACUCCCAGGCGGAACUGGUGCUGCUGGACGACCCUUUCGGGUCUGUGGACGCGCCCACGGCAGCCUGGAUCCUGGAGGAGCUGCUCUGCGGGCCGCUGCUGGCGGACCGCGCCAAGCUGGUGGUGCUGCAGCCAGAGGUGGAGAGGCUCCGGAAGUUUGACCGGGUCUACGUGCUGUCAGAGGGCCGUGUAGUGGCCAGCGGCACUCCCGCGGAGGUUGCCGAAUGCGAAGACUUCAAGCAGCUGCAGCGCAGCUGCUCGAGUGAGGACGCGUUCGCCAUGGCCGGCUGCUUCCCCUUCAUGUCCGGCGGCGCCGCCGCGGGCACGGCGGACCGCGGCAAGGGCCGGGGGCGGGUCUACGACAACGUCACGGAGACGGUGGGGAACACUCCCUGCGUGAAGAUCUCUGACGCCAUCUGCCCCAAGGGCCGCACCAUCUACGCGAAGCUGGAGUACUUCAACCCUUUGAGCAGCGUCAAGGACCGCCUGGCCUGCGCCAUCAUCGAGGACGCCGAGAAGACGGGGAAGCUGAAGCCCGGGGACACGGUCAUCGAGGCCACCAGCGGCAACACGGGCAUUGCGGUGGCCAUGCUUUGCGCGCAGAGGGGGUACAAGUGCGUGAUCACCAUGGCGGAGCCCUUCUCCAUCGAGCGCCGGAAGCUGAUGCGCUUCCUCGGCGCCAAGGUGAUCGUCACCCCGAAGGCGGGGAAGGGCAGCGGCAUGGUGGCCAAGGCCAAGGAGCUCUCGGAGAAGCACGGCUGGUUCCUGUGCCGCCAGUUCGAGAACGAGGCGAACGCCAAGUUCCACUACGACACCACCGGUCAGGAGAUCCUCAACGACUUCUCUGGGAUGAAGCUGGACUACUUCGUGCUGGGCUACGGCACGGGGGGCACUUUCGCAGGGGCCGGCAAGGCGCUGAAGGAGAAGCUCCCGGGGAUCAAGGUGUGCCUGGGCGAGCCCGCGGACGCGCCGCUGGUGGCCAGCGGCACGAAGAGCGAGCGCAACCCCGACGGCUCCGCCGCGGGCUCGCACCCGGCCUUCAAGCCCCACCCCAUCCAGGGCUGGACGCCGGACUUCAUCCCGAAGAUCACGGAGGACGGCAUCGCGACCACGGGCUACGAUGAGUUCGUCCCCAUCCCUGGGGAGGCCGCCAUCCAGAUGUCUCAGCAGCUGGCGCGGACCCAGGGCAUCUUCACCGGGAUCUCCGGGGGCGCCUCGAUGUACGCGGCCGUGGAGAUGGCCAAGAAGGCCCCCGAGGGCUCGACCCUGGUGGCCAUGUUGGCGGACACCGGGGAGCGGUACCUCAGCACGCCCCUCUUCGCCGCCAUCUCCGCCGAUAUGAACGAGGAGGAGCUGGAGAUCUCCAAGUCCACGCCGAGCUUCCAGCUCUGA